UGUCGUCAGACUGUGCGACAAAUGUAGUCUUAUUUAUUUACGGAAGCUUAAGCCAGUCGGUAGUUCGCACUUACAUCCUGGAUAAGGAGAACUACUGAAUUUGAUUUUUAAAUAUUUCUUUCAACUCGCAAACAUUAACUUCAGUCGAAAUCUCACUCUUUAGAUUUACCUCUAAAGUACGUUGACCUGUUAGCCUAGCUUAGCCUAGCAACACUACUCGGCUGAGAUGUGUCAUGAGAAGCAGGGAGCUAGCACCGCCGACACCAUGACAGCACUAUGAUAUCUGUGUUUGUGUGUGACUGUGUUAAACUGCCGCUGGUUAAACAGGGUUUGUACGAAAGUGGGGCUGCUUCCGGACCGUUCACAACAUGUUAAACGUCCCGACCCAGUCCUUUCCGGCACCGAGCUCCCAGCAGCGGAUCUCUCCGUCCGGCCAGUCCGGGAGGAACAAGGUGGCACUGAAGCCGGGCCACAGUCUCAUGGACUGGAUUCGGUUUGCCAAGAGUGGAAAAGAUCUUACUGGACUCAGGGGGCGCCUCAUUGAAGUUACUGAGGAAGAACUGCGGAAACACAACAGGAGAGAGGACUGCUGGACCUGUAUACGAGGUAUGGUGUAUAACGUGAGCGCCUACAUGGACUACCACCCUGGUGGAGAAGAGGAGCUGAUGAAGGCAGCAGGAGUAGAUGGAACUGAACUCUUUGACCAGGUCCAUCGCUGGGUCAACUAUGAGUCUAUGCUGAAAGAGUGCCUGGUGGGCAGGAUGAGCACCAAGGCCGCCACAGCUGUUAGAGCAAUCAUCCCUCCCCCACCUGUGACUGGCCUCGCUUCACCGACUUCAGUGGCUCCCCUUCCAGACAAAGACUCUCGCCCUCGGUACGAUUGGUUCCAGACUGAUGGGACUGUUCAUCUGGUUGUUUAUACCAGAAGAAAGGUAAUCGCUCCACCUGUGAUGUGCUGUAAGAUGGAGCUCUUCACAUGCCCCCCCCUCUACACUAUACCCAGCUCAGGCUGUACCACUGUCGAUCUAAAGGCAGGUGUUCUUCGACUGGAGGUGCUGCUGGGGAAAAUGUCCUACAUGAUUCAUUUACGUCUCUCUGAUGAAGUUGAGGAAAAUGUUGCAGUUCACACUGCUUUCUCCGUGGGAAAGAUCCAGGUUAGCAUACGCAAAGGUACUCACGGAAAAUGGGCGAGCCUCGGUCAACCUCUGGAGUCCCAUAAUACGUUUGUACGCCAAAAGGACCGAGCUCUCUUCUAUCGGGAUUGUGUGUUGGUGUCUAAGACUGAGGUGAACCACAACACUUACCUAUUCAGACUGCAGCUCCCUGCUGGGACUGUCAUGCAUGUGCCAGUCGGGAAACACGUCUAUCUGAAAGCGCUCAUCCAAGACGUGGAGGUAGUGAGGCCGUACACUCCAGUGGAGCACAUAUUUCCAGCAGCUUCUAAGAACUGGUCACAGGAAUCAGACCUCUACCUCAUGAUCAAAGUCUACCCUGGUGGAGUGUUCACCCCACACCUCAGCAGCCUGAGUGUCGGUGACCGUGUGGCCGUAAGUAGUCCAGAAGGCACCUUCAGUCUCCGCCCUCUUCGUGAUGUUACAAACCUUUACUUAAUAGCUGCAGGCACAGGCUUCACGCCCAUGGCUCGUCUUAUCCGUGCGGCCCUCGAAGACAUCGAAACCAUCGGAAACACAAAGCUGCUCUUUUUUAACCGACGAGAAGAGGACAUUCUUUGGCGCUUUGAACUGGAUGAACUGGCUGCUAAUAACGACAGGUUUCAGGUGGAGCAUGUCCUCUCUGAGCCCAGUGAACGCUGGACCGGCUGGAAGGGUCAGGUGAACGAGCCCAUACUUGCUGAGAUGCUUUCCAAGCCUGAUGGGUCCAAAUCCUACGUGUGUGUCUGUGGCCCUGCAGCCUUUACAGAGCUAACACUCGGGUUGUUGAAGCAUCAGGGCUUCAGUGAGCAGGAGCUCCACGCCUUCCAGGGUUGACAUGAAGGGAACAUUGUGUUUCUAUGCAUCAAGGACUUGAUGAUGCUGAUACGUUUGAGGUGCUCUGAGGAACAUCAUAUAAAUAAAUAGAAAUAUCACUGGUACUGUUUCAGAUA
Molecule: messenger RNA, 2104 nt
Organism: Oreochromis aureus
Lineage: Eukaryota; Metazoa; Chordata; Actinopteri; Cichliformes; Cichlidae
Product: cytochrome b5 reductase 4
Exons: 15
Coding region: 369-1988 (539 amino acids)
Biological process (GO): generation of precursor metabolites and energy; superoxide metabolic process
Cellular component (GO): endoplasmic reticulum
Molecular function (GO): heme binding; oxidoreductase activity
Source: RefSeq, a predicted model, not a curated record